AUGGCGGCAAGUUCGGGUUAUAAUGAUUCGGAUAUUGUCAUCGUAGCAGCGGGAAGAACGCCAAUUGGGAACUUAAAUGGUUGUCUUAGUUCUCUGAAAGCUCAUGAACUGGGAUCCAUAGUUAUUCGAGAUGUUUUAUCUCGUGCAAAGGUCUCGCCUUCUGACGUGUCAGAAGUGAUCAUGGGACAAGUUUGCACCGCAGGUCAGGAAAGUUUCUGAUAUUGUCCACAUAUACAAUAUUUUUUUUUCCCGUCGAUCUUUCAGAAGUAAUCUCCUCUUGUUUCUAAGGUGUGGGUUAAUAAGCCCAACUACUCGAAAAAACUCAUUACUUUAAUUACUUAUUUGUUUUUUGUACCAAACUUUUAAAUUUUAGAUUUUUUUGUUUUAAAAGUGUUUUAACAGACUACUAAAAUAAAUAUUGACGCAGCGGUGAGGUUUAGAUAAUUCAGGUUAAGUUCGCGGGAUAUCCCACAUUUUUUUCCAGUUUCCUGAUCCUUUAUAUGCUUUAUCCAGAGGGUUCGAAUUUUUUAGUGGAAACCAUAGUAGUGUUGGUGGGUCGUGGUGUGUUGGGUAAGGGUUUUAGUAGAAAAUUCCCCCGGGGGGGAGGGGGUUACUAGGGUUAAUUUUUGCUGGGUAUGUGCCACUGGCUUCUCAGAGCCCCUUCCCCAAUGUUAUAGUCUAUUCUGUGGCCAAUUAUAGACCCCAUCUUAGUCACUUUUGGGCAAAUAUGUAAUUUUCACGAUCGCAGCUUAGUCACUUUCUGUUAAUAUCUUCCUUAUCAAUCCUUUAAAUAGGUCAUCCUAAAAUGAAUUGGCCCAUUUUUUAAAUUGACUGAAGAACACUUUACUUUUCACCUACAGUUGAAACAUUCUGGUACGUUUUCUAACCGUAAUGAAGAACUGUAUUACCCUAAAAAUCAGAAAAUGUGUGACUCCAUUUUAGUAGCUCUAUUGAAAAUGCGACCUUAUUAUAGUCAAUCCAGUCGUGAAAAUGUGACCCCAUCCAGUGACACAUCCCCUUUAGCCUCUUUUAAGGAAGUACCCCCCUCCCCAGGGAAAAUUCCCUAAGCGACCACUCUAAAUGCGAAGGUAGAGUGGUCUCUUAUAGGAGAUGGUCACUAAUGUCAAACACAUGUACUGAUACUGAACUGAAUUAAAUACAAUUUCAAAACUACAAGAUAAGCAGUGACAUGAGGCUAAAUGUUCCUCUUUGGUACACUCCAAGAGUGCAUUCCCAGGAUGAUCUGGAUCAGGAUCAGUGUUUCAAGAACCCUCGGAUCAUGACAUAUCAAAGGACCUUAUGAAUCCCUGCCCAUAGUGGAUUCAUCAUUCCUUUGGUACAACAUGAUUCAAAUCAAAUGAUCACUGAUCACUGAUCCCCAAAGGAAUGCACUCGAAAAAGUAGCAUAGUACCAUACAUGCCAACUCUCCAGAAUUAUCCGGGAGUCUCCCAAAUACAGCACGGAUCUCCCGCUCUCCCGUAUGGGUCACCAUAUCUCUCAGAUAAAAUCAUCUUUUGAGCCUUUCGGUGCAUUAGGUUGAGAUUCAGCCCAUUUUUAGCCCAAAACCUGAAUUUUUCUUAUUUGCAGUAUGGUUUCUGGGAAAUUUUUGCACGUAUUUAGUCACUGUCUAAGAUUAUUUCUGGCAUUAAAACAAUGAUUUCAAAUUUUGAUAGUAUGUAAUUCAUGUAAGACUUCAUAUAAUGCAUGUCCUAAGUCAUUCCCAUUCGGGGUGGGGGGGUGGGGGAGGAGGUCCAUUGAAAUUCAGUGGGGAGAGUAGUGAAAAAAAAGAGAGCCUCCAGAUUUUAGAUCUUCAGAGGUUGGCAUCUUUGUGGUACAGUAUAACAAACACAAAUAUCAGACUUUAUAUUAAGGAGUCUCUUACAGCAGGUAAAAACAAUAGAAAAUUCUAAAACUGACAUCCCCAGCCAUCGUCACAGUAACUUGUAAGAGGCGGUCAUUUAUGAGAAGUUCCAGCUAUAGAAAGGUGCAUUAACCUUUUUGGAUAGAUGGUUGCCUUUGGAAGGUGGUAUAUCUUAUGUGAGGUUUUCUCAUCCCCUGUUUCCUGAGUCCCCUGGAGCUAAAACUUUAAUAGCAAGUAUUUUUAUCUGUAAGCUUGCAAAUUACUUCUACCAGUGCCUCUCAUAGUUCACAGAUAAUCAUUACUGAGUUCUGUUAGAGAGCAUGUAUAACAUACCCAUAAGAAAAUAUUGGGUUGUAAGAGAAACUCAAGAGGAGGUAGCAGCUGCCUGAAAGGCUAAAAAAAUCCUUUUUCUCCUCUUCCUCGUACGCAUAAAAGUGGUUUCUUAGGAAGAAUAACUUAUAAGCCAUUUUAUAGUUAACAGUGGAAACUGACAGACAUGUACUAUAAUGAUUAAACAUAAUAAAUUAUGAAUUUCAGGCCAAGGCCAGGGACCUGCACGUCAGGCAGCACUGCAUGCUGGGAUCCCAUCAUCCGUACCAGCAUAUGGUGUGAAUAUGUUAUGUGGGUCAGGAUUAAAGGCUGUGGCACUUGGUUAUCAAUCUGUAUCCAGUGACAAAACUUCUAUUGUUGUUGCUGGUGGUCAAGAAAGCAUGAGUCAGGUAAAUAUUAACCUGAGAAAAUGGCCAACAUUUUGCUUUGCUUCAACCAAUCAGGAGCCCUACCCAGAUCUGUUAGUGACAUGUCAUCAGUAAGAAAUUGCUGUGCUCAUUCCUCAGACAUCAUUUCACGGGGAAACCAGUGGCAUUGCAAAAUGUUGACUGUUUUCCAGGGUAGUUAAAUACACAAUUUAACUAUUUAACAAAAUGAAAUAAUUAAAAUUUUCUUUCAAAUGCAUGCAAGGUCAGGUUAGACCAUGCAGGCACCUCAAUUGUCCAAUAUUGUGCCACCUGAGUCCAGGUGAACAAGUUUUACUAAUACGCCUGGGAAAAUGUCUUGAAAGUCCUUGAAAAGUAAGUUUCUUGAAAAUAAUUAUGUUUUCUUCUUGAAAUAAUAAAUGCUGGAAUUUUGGCAGUUCUUUACACAUAAAUGUUUAAUGUUGCAAUCUAAUGUGUACAGCUGCACCUGUGCAGGAUACCAGUUUAGGGACUUGUUUUUGCAAGUAUAAGAUUGUUGUGUAACUAGAAAACUGAAGAUCCUAAGAAUUCGAUGGCAAUUUUAGUGUUCAAAAGUGUGGAAAUGAGAUACCAAAACUAAGAAGGUUCAAUAAAAGUGACAACUCUAUUUUUGAACUGUCCAUUUAUUUAAUGAAAUUGGCAGAUCAGAAAGCAAUGUGAGACAGGUUAAUGAAAAAUCAGCAAAUAGUCACGUAAGUUAAUUUGGCUGGAACUUUGGGAGUUUAGACCCAGGACCCAUAAAACUAUCGGCUAAUUUCUAAUAAAUAUAUUAUACUGUUACUGUCACAUUUUCAGGCCCCACACUGUUGUCAUAUGAGAUCACCAUUAAAGAUGGGUGAUGUUAAACUUGUGGACUCCAUGAUGUUAGAUGGUCUUAUUGAUGCAUUUCAUGACUAUCACAUGGGAAUUACAGGUAAGAAAAAUGGUCAGCGCUAUAAAUGAGACAUCAAAAUAUUUCAUAUGGAAGACAAUAAUAUUUGCGUUUGCAUUUUGUUCUUCAAAAACAAAACCACAGGUUGCUGAAAGCUUACUAAUUAAAUCAAACUCUUGUUGGAAUUGCUGAGAGACAAGUGGCUUAAAAACUUUCCAUCUAAAACCUCCUUUCAAAGUAUAUAAAGCUAAUUUCAGUGAAUCAGCAGAGAAAAUAUCUUUAAUCUCUUUUUUCUCCUUUGAGUUAGAACUACAGUUAACUAAAAUUUACCAUACUUCCCCACCCCCCUUUUUUUUUCUGUUUUUGUAGCGUAUGUAAUCCGUAAUGUAAGUAGUGCAAGUAGCUGGGAUUUUUUUUUUAUUUAUUUUUUUAAUUUAUUUUUUUUUUAAUAUAUGUAAAGCGUGAAGUGUAGCACUGUUAGUAGUGUAAGUAUCUCAUUGUAAGUAAGUAUUGCAAGUUUUGUAUUGUAACUAGAGUAUAGUAUUGUUAGUAGUGUAAGUAUCUCACAUUGUAAAUAAGUAUUUUUUGUAAGUAGAGUAUAGUUCUGUUAGUAGCGUAAGUAUCAUAGCGGGGCUCCCGCACGCGCGAAGCGCGCGUGGGACAGAGCCCCAUACCCAUGGAAUAUGGUCAACCUCUUUUCGUUUGGUUGUCACGUGAUUGACCGAGCGUACGUACGUACGUACGUACGUACGCGUCUACAGAUUGUAUGGGUGGGGUAGGGGAGACUAUCAAAAGGAAGGGAGGGGUGUCUCAGGCAUGUCUUGGCAAGUCCACAUCUUUAAUAUAGGACAUUAACAAUAUGGUCAAUUGACAGCUGUCCAAACAGGAUAGCCACUGACCAGUAUCCCAUGACCAUAUCGCGGGCUCAUGUGUCAACUCAUCGAGGUGACGUGAUUUAUUUGGAAGCUGUCCGCUGACCAGUUAACUGUUUUACUAGAUCGCGAACAACGUUCAAUCUCAUACUUUUACUAGUUUAGGAGCACAGGAAAACUGAUAAUGCACACAUAUUGGACAUCAAUGUUUUGAUCAAUUGACAGCUGUCAAAACAGAGUACCCGCUGACCAGUAUCACUUGACCGUAUCGCGGGCUCAGGUGUCGACCCGUCGAGGUCAAGUAUUUUUGAAGUUAUCCGCUGACAAGUAAACUAGUUUUCAAGUGAUCGCAGGCUCAAGUUCAAUUUUUUUUUCUUAAUUCAUAUGAAAUAUGUUGUGUUUAUGUGCUGCACAAUUAAAAUUUUGAUUGCAAACUGACCUCGGACGUGAAAAUUCAGCCAGCUGUUACAGGCAGGGAAGACAGUUGCUUUUGUUUUUUCUCACAAUGGUCACGUUGUUGGUCACGCUCACGUCCAAUUUUAUGCUCUGAUUGGUCAAAAUUUGACAGGUGAGUUCAUGCAUAAAAUUUAUGCAGCAUCUUGAAUCUUGUUUACUAUAACAGCUGAAGCUGACAGAGUUUUGUGUCAACUUGUGAUGUUUUUAACUGUCUUUUUCCACUGGAUGUACAAAAUGAAGUUCAGCUGCUAUCAGGAGUCUUCUGUUACUCAUGGCUAGUUUGUUUAUUGGGUUUUGGUUGAGAAAACGUCGCUUGUCAAAGUCGGAACCGAUUUCGGAUGGCAUCGUUUUCGUUUUCACCUUGCUUGAUGCAUAAGAGGAUUGCAAAGUCUGAAGCGAUACUGGCUUUACCUGAUAACUUUCAGGAGCUGCAUCUCGAAUGGUAAGCCAGAGAAAUUAUUGUAUUUCAUGUUUGUUUUUGUAUCUAAUUUAAUGAAGUGGGCGUAGUUUAUGCGGGAAUUUAGUUUAUGCACGUUUGUAAGAUUUGAGACAACGAUCUCACCGAGUAUCUGGUUUGAUAUAAUCUUACAGAACUUUAAAAAGCCUUUAGACAGUUUCUCACCGCAAAUAGAAAGAAAAUGUUCCAAAAAGAAUCUUUAGUUAUAAUUCCAGCCGGAAAAGAAAGCUUUGAGCGAUUUUCUUGCCUCGAGUUCGUCUUUGAAAAAACAAACACCGGGAAGCUGGCUUAAAACAUAAACUUCAGCAAACUUAAGCUUGAAGCUUGAAGAUUCAGGAUAUUUAGGAACACUUUAAUACUUGUCUUCCUGAAUGAAAAUUGUAGUCUCUGUUUAUGUUUCACCGAAUUAUAUUUCUUUUAUUGAUUGUUAGUAGUCUCUCGCAAUUUUAAUCGCUAUGCCGAUUGUUUUCAGUCGUUCAGUGAACAUCGCUUGCAGGAGUUCUCAAAAUGCAGCGUUAAACCAUCAAAUAAAAAAUAAACAUGAUAAAUUCUUUAUUAUCUUGGGCGUAACUCUGUUAAUGUUCAUUCAAACACUCGCUACAGCUCGCUUUACAAAAGUGAGAACCAGAUGGCCGUAUAGGUGAUUUUGGAAAUUUUUUUUAACAGUUUAUGAAUAUUGAAUGAGAGCAAUUUGUAUUGUGAAAUACUGCUUUCUGUCCAUGGUAUAAAAGGUUGGUUUACACGCACCCAGAUUUGUUGGCAAGAUUUUGCAAAGUAAACUUGUCGAACGCCAAAAACGUUGGCCUGGUUUUUUUCUAAGCCUAAUUGAUCUACGGUGAUCAAUAGCCAUUACGGCUCUUAAAUGUGAUAAAAGAUGAUUACCAGUUUUUGAGUGUACAUAUGAGGCUAUCAACUCGAUGUAAGAUUUGGUUCACUCUUGGGCUGUUUGCAAAUUAUUUUUCUCUAAAAUCAGGUAGCCUUUCCCUCAAAAGUCACAUAAAUGUGCUCUAAAGUUAACUGAAUUGUGGAAUUCGAAUACAAGUUUAUUGUUUAAUUUAAAUUAUAAAUUUACUAAUGGGAGCCUCGCUUUUAGCCCUGGCUAAAUCUAUAUAUUACAUUGUCUGUAAGUAAGUAUUGUAAGUAAGUACCUUGCAAUUGAAAAUAGAAAUUAAAAUUAAAAAAAAAAAAAGUUACAAAUGACCAAAGAAGCAUAACAUCACACAAACUCCCAAAACAUUAGUUCAUGAGAGAUUUUUCAAAUACAUUUUUUCAGCUGAGAAUGUUGCAAAGCAGUGGAAAGUCAGCAGGCAUGAACAAGAUCAGUUUGCUGUCAUGUCUCAAAACAGAGUAGAGAGGGCACAGAAGGAUGGCCACUUUAAUCAAGAGAUUAUCACCAUUCCUGUGAAAAUAAGAAAAGGUAAGAAAACAGCUAAGAGACAAACUUUUUAGAUUUCUUGUAGAGUAGAGCAGAGAUUUCUCAGUUGUAAGACACUAGCUUGAACUGAUGUUAAAAAUAGUAGCCGAGUUCUACAUAUUCUUUCGUUGCUUGUAGAUAACAACCUGUUUAUGAAUAAUUCACUGUAAAUGCAUUUUUUCAAGAAUUUAGCAUGCGUAGAAUUAGACUGCAAAACAGCCUGUACUUUUCGCAGGUCUAGAACACGCAAGCAGUCAAGCAAAAGUCUUUAUUUUCAAGCAAGUUUGAAAAUGGAGUGUGGUACUAAGGAGAGACUGACUUUUGGUUGAUACAGGAGCUUUCCCUUUCAGCUACAAUGAAAUUUGCUUAUUUAAUGCAGUUUAGGUCUCUUCUGCUAAGAUAAAGAAAAAAGGACAGAAACACAUGAAAAAGCAAACAAAAAAAGAGACAAAGUGAAAAGUGUAUUCAAUACAAAGAUUAUUUUAACUACUUGCAAUAUUGUCAAAUAGACUGUGUUCACUUACAGGUACAAUAGAAGUCAAAGAAGAUGAAUUCCCACGUCAUGGUACCACAAUGGAGGGCCUCGCUCGUCUCAAGCCUUGCUUUCUCCAAGAUGGCACAGGUACUGUGACUGCUGGGAAUGCCUCAGGAAUCAAUGAUGGCUCUGCGGCAGUUGUGCUCAUGACAUAUGCAGAGGCAACCAAAAGUGAUGUGGCACCCCUGGCUCGUAUUGUCUCCUGGGCUCAAGCGGGUGUAGACCCAUCUGUGAUGGGUACAGGGCCCAUUCCUGCCACUCGGAAAGCUGUAAGUUGGUAUGACAGUUAUUGUUUGGGGGUUGCUAGUGAGCAUAAAUAGUAUAGACCUUUUCACGGUUUUUCAACUUUUGACACGGACAAGUUAGGGGAAACCGUCGACACCACUGAAAGAGCGCCUUAAUAUUAGUAAAAUUGCCACAUUUGAAAGUGAUACGUCUUAACCGAGCAAAGAUAGAGCUUCGCAAAGUUGCGAAAAUUUAUAGACGUUUGUAUGUUGGGGGUCAAGUUUGUACCCCCCCCCUACAUACAAACGUCUGUAAAAAUAUGAACAUUAACUGCUUUGUCUCAUUGGGUCACUGCACAAAGAAGAUUUUGAUUUUAUGGGGGAAUGUUUGGCAUCAGCGGUAGAAGUGUCGGAAGUCGCGUGGGUAAAGUUUUCGCUUCGCAUGUUUCUCUGAUCGGUAUUUCACCAGACAUAUAUUUCAGUUGUCAAAGUUGUAUUUCCAAUAACUUUAUUUUUCGUUGAUAGCCAUUUUCGGCAGCAAUCAAGAAUAGCUUUUAGUUCCAACGCCCGGACCGCAUUUCUUUCACAUUUAAAGCGAUCUUUCAAGAAUCAUAUUAAAGAUAUUUUGUCUCCUUUUCUUUCAUCUGCAGCUUCAAAAGGCCAACUGGAAAACUGAAGAUGUUGACUUGUUUGAGCUAAAUGAGGCCUUUGCAGCUCAGUCAUGUGCUGUUAUUAAAGAUCUGGGACUCGAUCCGCAAAAGGUGCUUUGAAUAAAUAUAUACAUGAAACUCUUGCCUGUGGACCCCUCGUUAUCUCGCAAGAUUACAGAAGUUUGAGUGACAGUAAUCCUUAUCCUUUUAUUACAGAAUCACGGACACCGGCCUUUUCCCGCACAAUAGAGAUGAAUUAUCCACCUCAGACGGGUUAUCCCGUCGGAUAAUCCGUGUCAGCUGGAUACUGAUCCGUCUUAAUGAGAUCAAACGGACGGUUUUCACACAUUGGACCAACGGUGUGUCCGUUUAUCCGUCCAUUUUGUCGGAUUUAAAAAGACGGAUUAUCCUUAAUUUAUCAGCACUUUGUCUUUUCUCUUGGAUUUAUUACUCUUCUUUGCAGCGCAUAAUCUAAAACUGGUGUAGAUGAAAAUAGAAGCCACGCCUUUUAUGCAAACGUUUUCUGAGCAAAUUCUUUUUGUACCUCAGUAUUGUCUGUAGUGACGAAAACUAGUAGUGAUUCCCUACACAAUUACUGAAGAACAUCGCCGAAAAAAUCACUAAGCAUAGUUAUCAGCACUAACAACAAUGUGACUUAUUAUUAUUUUAAUAUUGUAUUUUCAGGUCAAUGUCAGUGGUGGUGCUAUAGCUCUUGGACACCCAAUAGGAGCGUCUGGAUGUAGAAUUCUUGUUACUCUGUUGCAUGGCCUAAAACGGACAGGUGGGAGAAGAGGGGUAGCUGCACUGUGUAUUGGCGGUGGCAUGGGUAUUGCUAUGUGCGUAGAAAGGUUAUGAUUAGAACUGGUACACAAAGAGGACAUUGUGAUUUGCCGCAAUUUGUGAUUGGCUUUGAACGGCUGAAAAAUCUCGCGCA
Messenger RNA from Porites lobata, 9009 nucleotides. NCBI's taxonomy places the organism in Eukaryota, Metazoa, Cnidaria, Anthozoa, Scleractinia, Poritidae. The record is from the annotation of a GenBank genome assembly.